Molecule: messenger RNA, 1338 nt
Organism: Cordyceps militaris CM01
Lineage: Eukaryota; Fungi; Ascomycota; Sordariomycetes; Hypocreales; Cordycipitaceae
Product: actin-like protein 3
Exons: 7
Coding region: 1-1338 (445 amino acids)
Biological process (GO): Arp2/3 complex-mediated actin nucleation
Cellular component (GO): Arp2/3 protein complex; actin cortical patch
Molecular function (GO): actin filament binding
Source: RefSeq, a predicted model, not a curated record
AUGGCGAACCACACUCCUGCCGUUGUCAUGGACAAGUGCCAACGCAACAGCGGCACGGGCUUUUCCAAGCUUGGUUUUGCGGGCAAUGACUCCCCGUCCUUUGUCUUCCCAACUGCCAUUGCAACCAAAGGCCCCGGUGCUGGAGGCGGCGGCUCCGGCUCUGGACGUCCCGCCGUCGGCAACAAGCCCUCCUUCCUCACUGGAGGCGCUGGACCUGCCAGCAACCAUUUGAGCUCCAAGCGCGGCACCGAAGACCUCGACUUUUUCAUUGGCGAUGAGGCAAUUAGCGCUGCUGCCGGUCCUGGGUACGGUCUCCAUUACCCUAUUCGCCAUGGACAGAUUGAGAACUGGGACCACAUGGAACGCUUCUGGUCCAACUCCAUCUUCAAAUAUCUGCGCGUCGAGCCCGAGGACCACUACUUCCUCCUCACCGAGCCCCCUCUGAAUCCUCCCGAAAACCGAGAAAAUACCGCCGAAAUCUUCUUCGAGUCGUUCAACUGCGCUGGCAUGUACAUUGCCGUCCAGGCCGUCCUCGCCCUUGCCGCAUCGUGGACGUCGUCCAAGGUGACAGACCGAUCGCUCACUGGCACGGUCAUCGACUCUGGUGAUGGUGUCACUCAUGUAAUCCCCGUCGCCGAAGGAUACGUCAUCGGCUCAUCGAUCAAGUCGAUUCCCAUUGCCGGCCGAGACAUUACUUAUUUCGUGCAGUCGCUGCUGCGAGACCGCGGUGAGGCCGAUUCGUCUCUCAAGACUGCUCAGGAGAUCAAGGAGUCGCACUGCUACGUCUGUCCUGAUAUUGUCAAGGAGUUUGCCAAGUACGACCGCGAUCGUAGUCGCUUCUUGAAGCACACUGUGUCACUUCCCGGUGGUCGCCAAGUCAGCGUCGAUGUCGGUUAUGAGCGCUUCUUGGCCCCGGAAAUUUUCUUCAACCCCGAAAUUUACAGCUCCGACUUCCUCACUCCUCUCCCCGUUGUUGUCGAUGGCGUCAUUCAGCAGUCGCCCAUUGACGUGCGCCGUGGUCUGUACAAGAACAUUGUCUUGUCUGGUGGUAGCACAUUGUAUAAGGACUUUGGAAGACGUUUACAAAGAGACAUCAAGCUUCUCGUGGACGAUCGCAUUCGUGCCAGCGAGCUCCGUAGCGGUGGUGCUCGCAGUGGUGGUCUCGAAGUACAGGUCAUUUCCCACAAGCGUCAACGCCACGGUCCCUGGUUUGGAGGCAGUCUGCUUGGUCAAACGCCAGAGUUCCGCUCAUACUGCCACACCAAGGCCGAAUACCAAGAAUACGGACCCGGCAUUGUGCGCAGAUUCCAGCUUCUCGGUGGCCCUGGUGGCUCUUAG